AUGCGCUACCACAAACCGCCACACCCCUCUCUUCUCCAAACUGUCCCAGCUUCCGACUUCAAAGACUUACUAACCGUAGCACUCGACCUCCAUGCCUGCAGCCUUGACCUCCUGAAUAUCAUCCCACUCGAUAAUGUCGAUAUUACUCUCUACUUGGACAGACACCCGCUAGCAACAGCAAAAGAACUGCUGAUCAGACAUGACAACUUAGACCGAGAGUACGGUUGGGUCUUGGCUUCUGACCGCGCAUGUGUUGACAGGGUACUAAGCAAGUUCUGUAAGGCUGGGAGGAGGCCCAGCGAGUGGUUUGAAGAAUUUAUGAGUGAGUUGGAGAGUGUACGACGGUUGUUGGAGGAGAAGGUCGCACAAUGGGAGAAGGUUUAUAGCCAUAAACCUUCCUUUUUGCGUGACGGGUAG
Messenger RNA from Bipolaris oryzae ATCC 44560, 417 nucleotides. RefSeq lists its product as uncharacterized. The coding region runs from base 1 to 417 and encodes 138 amino acids. The transcript has a single exon. NCBI's taxonomy places the organism in Eukaryota, Fungi, Ascomycota, Dothideomycetes, Pleosporales, Pleosporaceae. The record is from RefSeq and is a predicted model, not a curated record.